Molecule: messenger RNA, 3427 nt
Organism: Bombus huntii
Lineage: Eukaryota; Metazoa; Arthropoda; Insecta; Hymenoptera; Apidae
Product: tubulointerstitial nephritis antigen-like
Exons: 8
Coding region: 1731-3068 (445 amino acids)
Biological process (GO): proteolysis
Cellular component (GO): lysosome
Molecular function (GO): cysteine-type peptidase activity
Source: RefSeq, a predicted model, not a curated record
AUAAAAGUAAUCUUUGCACCCUGUAGCGUUGAAAUUCGUGUAAAAAUAUACGGCGCCCAUUAACCUCUUUCUUUAACCUCGAUUUUCGUCAAUUGAGUUAUUUUUAAAAUAGCCUCCGAUCGCAUACGAGUCACUAUAAUUAUAUACCGCUUACUUUUCUAAUUCUUUCAAUCUUUCUUGCUGGGAAAAUUUAACGACUGUUAACAAGAUUAAUAAUGCUAUGGCAUGUCGAUUUCGCGCGAUUUUUCCCGAUCGUUUUUCCCGCGUUACACGAUAUUCGAAUAAUUCGAGUAAUUUUUAUAUGUAUCGUCUUACUUGUCUUUUUAUUAAUAUACGUGUGUAUAUAUUGUACAUGUAUAGGUAUAAAACGUUACGUUACGCGCGUUUCCGAUAUGAUAUGACCAAAAGCCAAGGUUUAUCGGAAACGAAUGAUCACACAUACAUUGACGUGUUGCGUUCAACACGAUGCAUAAUCGCUUGAAACCAAAUAAUGGACAAGAUCAUCUUCGUUUAUAAGAUUACCUAUCAUGUCAAUCGAUGCUCAAUUGAAUGAAUCGCGUAUGCUGUAUCGAGUUCAAUACAAUUGGAACAUUUCUUUCAUUCACCGUAACAAAUUUUUUGUCAAUGCAUUCAUUUUAAUCGUCAUCGUUGUUGUCAUCCAUGAAAGGUUGCAUACUUUUCCAUUGACUGCAUUCAUUGAAUAAUAGAAUGUUGAACGCGAGCGUAUGAUACAACCGAUAAAAUGCUAGACGUACUAUUAUGCGUCACGCGCGUUUUCAUAGUUACAUAUGAGAUCGGUCGUGAUAGUAUACGCUGACGUUUACAUGUCGCAUAUUAUUGAAUCGAGUACGAAGACCGAAAAGCGACAUCUUCUCGAGUGCAAAGCUGAAAUCGCGAUAUUCGAAUAAAAUUGCCCUUAAUUUUCAAAUUACGUGAACCGUUUAUUCUCGGCCAGAUACUUGUCAUUCUCAGUCUGUUUCUAAUGAAACUAAAAACGGGUCAAGAUCGACGAUGCGACGGUCGAGUCGUGCGUAUCUAUUCGAUAUACAACGUAAAGUAGAAGUCAUAAGUAGAAUUCGCUUCGAAGAUUCGAAAGUUUUUAACGCGAAAUGUGUAUUAUUUUGUGCUGCGAAAAUUUCGAACGCUCGAACAAUCGCUAAUGGCGAUACGUCUAUGUAUAUGAAAGGAAAUAAACGUAAAACAUGACACGUUCCAGUCUGAUAAAUUCCAUUAAUAUUAUAAUGCAAUAAACUGCGUUCGAUAACAAGCGUCUACAAACGCUUGAUCGUUCGAUGCGUUUGACGAUCCGUUUUAUCGUCGCCAGCCCCGACGCUAUUGUCAUCGUUAUCUAAUAAAUGCGAACAAAUCGCGCGAUUUUUCGUUCCACUGUUUCACGGUCAAAUCGCGACCUACUUCUAUCCCGUUUGUGAAACAGAGAAUACCCGCGCGUGACAUUUAACGAGGAAGAAAGAGAAAACGUUUGAAAUGGUUCCAAAAAGAUAUCCGAUGAUUUUACGUACAGUUGGCAUUGCAACCGUUAAUCACUGCCAAUUGCUGCCUAGUCCCAUGGACCUGACCCAAUAAUGCAGAAGAUUACGUACAAAAGCGAAAACAAGAACGAGAACGAGAAAUUCCUACUUGCAUUUUACGCAAUUUAGUACCGUUGAGAUCGAAAUCGAUCAAAAUAUCGAUCAUUGUUUUCCGUUUAAGAAACGACGAACGCGUGGAAAAUGCGAUCCUGGAAAGGCUCAGCGUGCGGUAUUUUUCUUCUGGCUGUGGUGUCGUCGAUCGUCGAUGGGAUACCCGAUUUUUCGGACUUGCCGGCAGGUCCUUAUUGCGCCAAAUGGUAUCCACUAGGCGAUUGUUGUACAGGUCGUCAGGACGAGUGUAGUACUCCGAUUCUCAGCACCGUUUGUUACUGCGAUGAUUUUUGCAACCGAGAGAAACAAGAAGAUUGCUGUCCAGAUUAUUGGAGCCACUGCAAAGGAAUCGAACCCAACAUCACUCUACCACCGCCGCAAGAAACAAGACGUUGCUAUUUCCAGGGGAAAUAUUACAACCAAGACCAAACAUUUACAAUCAAUUGCAAUAUAUGCAAAUGUACGGUAAUGGGUAGAGACACGGAAGUAUUUUGCGAACAGCAUCGAUGCUUGCAAACCCCAGAACUAAUAGAUGAGAUCAACUCGCAGGAUUUGAGUUGGAGGGCACGAAAUUACUCCGAGUUUUGGGGUAGAACGUUAGACGAAGGUGUGAAACUGCGCUUGGGUACUUUAAAUCCGUCACGAUCGGUUUACAGAAUGAAUUCCGUGCGACGGAUUUACGAUCCGGAGUCCCUACCACGAGAGUUCGACGCCAGGAUUCGUUGGCCUCGAGAGAUCUCGGACAUAGACGAUCAAGGUUGGUGCGGCGCAUCCUGGGCUAUUUCUGCGACACGCGUCGCUUCAGACAGAUUUGCCUUAAUGAGUAAGGGAGCCGAUAGCGUCCUCCUCAGCGCACAGCAUUUACUCUCGUGUAACAACAGAGGACAGCAAGCUUGCAGCGGCGGCUAUUUGGACAGAGCCUGGCUAUACAUGCGAAAAUUCGGCCUAGUCGACGAAGACUGUUAUCCAUGGGAAGGCACGAACGUACAAUGCAAGUUGCGAAAGAGAACAGACUUGAAGACCGCCGGUUGUCGUCCUCCGGUAAAUCCACUUCGAACAGAAUUAUAUAAAGUUGGGCCGGCUUAUCGGUUAGGCAACGAAACCGAUAUUAUGUACGAAAUUUUAACAUCUGGACCAGUGCAAGCAACCAUGAAAGUUUAUCAAGACUUUUUCUCUUAUGAAUCCGGAAUAUAUAAACACACAGCAACCACCGAACACUAUGCAUUUGGCUAUCAUUCGGUUAGGAUUAUCGGAUGGGGGGAAGAUACGUCCGCGCAUCGUUAUCGCAACUUACCAAUUAAGUAUUGGUUGGUCGUUAACUCUUGGGGUCAGCAAUGGGGCGAGAGCGGUCUGUUUCGAAUUCAAAGAGGAACUAAUGAGUGUGAUAUCGAAUCGUUCGUAGUAGCAGUAUGGGCGAAAACUAUCUAAGGAAAGGUGCAAGAAUCAGGAAAUGCUGCAUUUAUCUAUCGAAUCGUAUAUUGCGUUGCGUUGCGUUGCGUUGCGUUGCGCCUUAUUUCUAUCAAUAUACGAAAUCGAUUCGUGUUCGAUUCAUCGUUAUUUCCUUUGCAUCAUUAUAUAUAUAUUUUUCUCAUUCACAACAAAUUCCAUUUAACAUAUUUUAUUAACGUAUCAAUUAUUGUUUGCACACAGUUUAAGAAACAAAUGAAACGAUUGCCAAAUACUUUCUCACCAUAUAUGUAGGCAACACCAUGUAUAAACUAAUUCAUCUGUAUGUUAGGGAAUAAAAUAUCAGAUGUUCUGAAUAUAUUAAUAUAUUUUUGCAUAAA